GUAAUUUACAUCAAAUUUAGCAAAUCCAGAAUAUGUGUCGUUGAAAGUUUAUUAAAAUGAAUUUUAGCGACGAUCCACUCGCUGACUUACUCAGCGAUAAUAGCUUAGACAACGACAGCUUUUUCGAGACUCCCGGUACAAAGAAGUUGCCCAAGACAAACAAGCCCAAAGGUAAGCUCGAAGACCUUUUUGGCAUAAAAGAGGAAACUGAGGCCGACGUGCAGACUCCACAGCCAAGCACCAAGCCAAUGGCAGCGAGUACACCGCGCAUUGUCAAACAGAAGCCUUCACUAUCCAUGGACGAUGCUGAUGAUGAUGAUCUGGGAUUUGAUCCCAAACGUCCCAAAAGUGGUGGCGCUGCCAGAAAAAGUCUCCUGGACGAUUUGCUGGGUGCUGCUGACACUAAACGUAAUAUAUUUGAUGACAUUGUGAACGGUAAUGAGGCUACCAAGAGGCCAUCUACAGCCAAGCCCUCCAUGUCCCGCCAAUCCACUGACACUACAACGGAUAAUUCACAGGCUCGUCCUAAGACAUCAGCAGGCGCGGGUAGACGAAGUUCAGCCAAUUUUAAUGCGGAUCCUUUGGGUCUCUUUGGAAAAGACAAAGACACAAAUGCCACGGUGUCCGGCAUGUCCACGCCCGUGUCAAAGAAGCGCAGCACAGCCGACUGGCUUGGAUUAGGUCUUGCUGCAGAGACAGGUCCAGCACCAGCUGCAGCUGAGUUAGAGCUAGAACGUCCUGCCACGCCACAUAGUCCGCAGCCAGUUAAGGAGCAGCCGCAAUCAGCUACCCCAAAGGCACCAAGUGAGCGUAUGCCGGACGCGAAUUACGUCGCAGAGCCGUCUGCGGAUACCACAGCUCAGAAAAUACUCAUGCUCAACACUUUGCAAAUGGAGAGCAGCCACAAUUACAGUGCCCUACAACAACAGGAGGCGCAGUUAGUGAUUGCUGCUCAAAUGAAAAGCCAGGAGCGUGCCUUGGUGGAUAUGCAGCGCAAGCAGGACCUACAGGAUCAAAAGUUUCAGACUCUAUUGCAGCAACAGCUGCAGCGACAGCAACAGAUGGAGGAACACAUAAAAAUGCAACAGGAACGCAUAAAUAUGCAUUUGCAACUCAUGAUGAGUCAGCCAGCAAGGGGCAAAGACGAAUGUGGUUCAACAGAGCUACUGAUUGUGGAUACUAUAGCUCCCAAGCCCCAGCAGGCAGAGCCUGUGAAGGAUGGAUUGCAGGAGCAUCUGUUGGAGCUUCAGUUAGAUGUGAAGCGCAACCUGCUAGAGAAACAGCGCCUGGAGGAGCUUGUAGCGAACAUGAAAGUUAAUUACGAGCAGGAAAUUGAGAUGAUCGAGAGCUCUUAUAAAAAGCAGCUAAAAGUGUUAGAGCAGCACUUAGCUGCAGUGGAGGACCGCUUGAAGUUAGAGAAUACAGAUAUGAAGGCACACUACACAGAUAAGUUGGAGCAACUAAAAACUGACUACGAGUUGAAAAUUUCCAGCUUGAAACAAGAUCACGAAGAUGAUCUUCGUCUGUUGCGCAGCUCACAUGAGUCAGACUUGGAUCGUCUGCGGCAGACCAAGAUGUUGGAGCAGGCGACUAUGCAGGAUCAUGGCAGCUAUUUGGAAACAUUGCGCCUUGCCUCAAGCGACUUGCAACAAUUGCGUGAAGGUAUGAAUAGCACCAAGGAACGUGAGCAGCAGCUGGUAGCACGCGAACGACGCUUGGAGGAUGCAGAGCGUCGCUUGCUAAUAGAUGAGCAGGGUGCAGAUGACGAGAAGCGACGCCUAAUGGAACUGGUGAGCACGCUAGAGCUACAGUUGAGUCGCUUGUCUAAAGACUCGGCCGAAGAAAACUGGCAGUUGCGUCAACGCAUGUCCAGCAUUGAAGCAGAGAAGAAGGCCUUCGAGCAGGAGAAACAGUAUCACCGUGCUAACAUGGAACGCGAUGAGAAACGCAUUGAAGAACUCAAGAAUUUGCAACUGGCCGAUACAGAGCGUCUAAUGCUCGAAGUGCAACAAGAACGCUCACGUCUACUGGUGGAUCAGCAGAAAUUAGAAAUGCAGCGUAAGCUGCACACACAGGGGGACUAUGAUAAGGAACGCUUAGAGCUGGAGGCACAGAUGCAAGUGGCGCGUGAGGCUAUUCAACGAGCGGACGAGGAACGAGAGCGCUGUCACAAGCAGCAACGAGAGCUGGAGAAACGCAAACGCGCUCUCACGGACAAAGAGAACGCGCUCCAUGUGAAGGAGGACGAGUUGGCGCAGUCCCUUAGUACCUAUCGUGUUGGUAUCAGUCGUUCUCAGAUGGCGGAGCAGAAAGCACGCGAAGCUGAGCAGCUGCUACAGGCUAAGCUGCAGCUUCUAGGAAAGCGUGCAAACGAACUGGCCGAAAAGGAGGCCCAGCUGUCACAGGAGCGCAUGUUGCUUGCCCAAGAUCGCAUUGCUAUGCACAAGUAUAAAAAGAAGAUUGGCCAAAGUAGGUGCGCCCUCUGUAAAAUGGGCGCCGAGAAUGCCGAAUUUUUGCAACGCAUGACUGGGCAAGUCCAAGACGCAAGUAAUGUAGUGACUCAACAUCAAGCCUCUUCCCAGCCAGUGAAUGAAACUGACCGUCAGCCUAUAUUGCCGGGCAGUGACAUUGUGGAUCGCCUGCUGGACGAGAACAUCGAAGCUUCCUAUCGCAGAAUGUACAACUUAACUUCGAGCAAUGACCUGGACUAUUGGCCAACAGCUGGACUUGAUGACGACUCUAAAAAAUUGGCUCUAGAUAAUGGCAACGCUUUAGAAAUUGAAGACUUAGUUUUGUCUCAAUUUAGUAUUAAAUGAUCCAACAAGUACAAUAAACUUA
Molecule: messenger RNA, 2838 nt
Organism: Drosophila busckii
Lineage: Eukaryota; Metazoa; Arthropoda; Insecta; Diptera; Drosophilidae
Gene: twy
Product: fas-binding factor 1
Exons: 2
Coding region: 57-2816 (919 amino acids)
Biological process (GO): cilium assembly; establishment of epithelial cell polarity
Cellular component (GO): centriole; ciliary transition fiber; ciliary basal body
Source: RefSeq, a predicted model, not a curated record